AUGGCGCGCAUGAGCACGUCGGAAGGCGGCCCGCUGGAGGCAGAGGGCCCCCCCCGGAUCCGCGCGAGCCCCGUGGAGUCCGUCCUGGGCUGCUUCAAGUUGCCCUCCUGCUACAACUGCAGCCGCGUGGACCUGGAGCUGCGCGCGCGCUACCCCUGGGUGGCCGACAGCGACAAGAGCGGGAUCGAAUCCGUCGACGACGCCAUCUUCCGGGCCUCCGACACCGCGGGGCCGGCGACGCCGUCCGUGAACUCCCUGGGCUCCGGGUCGCUGUCCUCCGCGGCGCAGGUGAUGCCCAAGCUCCUGGGCCCGGAGGACUGGCCGGUGCGCCAGCCGGCCUUCCCAUGGGAGGGCUUCCCGCCGGCGCUGAUAUUCGACGAAGGCACCCCAGUUCGGACCGCCCCACCGGUGCUCGACCUCAGCGGAGCGUCGGAGAUCGAGGAGUGCCCAUCGACGCCUCCCAUCGCCGACGCCCCCCCCGCCGCCCCCUCCCCGACGAACGGGGCCGCCCCCUCGCCGUCUCCCCGCGCCAUGCGGCAGCCCCGGGCCAUCAGGACCGGACGGACGUGGAUCGAAUCGACGGAGUCGUCCGCGGGCGCUUGUCGCGUCGGAGGAUCGACCAGGGCCCGAGGAGACGAGCCUUCCGUCCGCGACGGCGCAGCGCGGCGCGAUCACAAGGGCGGAAGUCGGUCGACGGAAGGCGGUUCGGGAAGGCAGAUGAUCAAGGGCGCCAGCCAGACGGUAGAACUGGGGCCGGUGCUGCCGGACGGGGACCGGUUCGACCCCUUGUACGGGGCGGACCGCAGGGCGCCGCUGCCAGCCAAGUCGGUGAAACUGUUCGUCAAGCACGACCACAAGCCCACGUGGCCUCACCCCGCCCCCCCCUCCGAGGCCUCCGCGCUGUACAUGACGCGCCGCAAGAAUAAGCACCCCAACCUCCAAGUCCAGAUCCAGGCCCAGGGGCCCAGCAGGUGGGUGUCUGAGGUCAGACGGGCGGAAAAGAACAUCAGGCGCACGCUGGCCAUCGAGGCCGGGGGCGAGGAUGCCGGCCGCCAGUCGCGAGACAGGGACCGCACCGGACGGGAUGCCGAGCGCGCGACGGAGGCCGCGGCUGGGGCCGCCCGGCCGCGCGGCAGGAAGUGCGAGAGCCUGGACGUGCGGCGGACGUGCGACGUGAUCGACAGCUCCAAGUCGCUGCACACGCUGCUGGCAGCGAUGGACAUCGCCAAGGCCGUGGCGUCCAGCCGGUGCUCGACGGCAUGCGCCGCGCUGGGCGCCGUGCAGAUCCCGGGCGCCCGGGGGCAGCGGCCCAACGAGGGCCCGCGGCGCGAGUUCGACCUGGCCAGGGUCCUGCAGGCCCGGCCGCCGGGCCCCAGGGCCCCGGCUCCGUUCCCUCAAGCCCAGGAGCGCUUGUCUUGUUGA
Molecule: messenger RNA, 1422 nt
Organism: Ostreobium quekettii
Lineage: Eukaryota; Viridiplantae; Chlorophyta; Ulvophyceae; Bryopsidales; Ostreobiaceae
Source: the annotation of a GenBank genome assembly